Aspergillus ruber CBS 135680 is the source of this 3111-nucleotide messenger RNA. RefSeq names its product exocyst subunit SEC5. The transcript is spliced from 2 exons. Gene Ontology annotation, biological process: exocytosis; Golgi to plasma membrane transport. Gene Ontology annotation, cellular component: exocyst. The record is from RefSeq and is a predicted model, not a curated record. Bases 1 to 3111 code for a protein of 1036 amino acids. Lineage: Eukaryota; Fungi; Ascomycota; Eurotiomycetes; Eurotiales; Aspergillaceae.
AUGAACGAUACCGAUAUCGCAAACCAUUACGGUCUGCCGUCAGAAUCUCCAGAUACAUGGCCGGCAGUACUCGACGAGAGCGAUGAAUCCGACACGGAGAGCCUGCGCGGUGACGGGGCACGGUCGCACAAGUCCCGAUACUUUGCUUUGGAGCGCAGUGGGAGCCAACGGAAGAAUCUGGGGUCACAAAGAGGGGGUAAUGGGAAGGACAGUCUAGCCCAGAAGGAUGAACCUGAUCCUCUAGGCUCUGGAGAUAGCGUUCUGAAGGUUCUCAAGAAGAGGGGGUUGCCCUUAGAUGAAGAGACCCGGCUACGAAACAGGUUCCUUCUCUCGUCAACGUCGUUCUCACCAGCGCUAUUCCUCUCUCAAGCUCAUUCGAAUGACUCAAUUCAAUCACUUCUCGAUGGAUUAGGCUACCUGUCGCGGUCCAUUGACCAAAAAUCCGCGUCGCUAAAGGUGCUGGUUGAGGCCAACUUCGAGCGUUUCGUCCGCGCCAAGGCGACCAUUGAUAGCGUCUACACAGAAAUGAGAAACCAGGGCGCACCACCACAGGAUGACGUUCCUUUGGCUCAGAUUCGUCGCCGGUCGGCACAUUUUAGGAGCAGCUCAGCAAUGAUGCGCGGCGAUUCCCCCGCGCCAACGAUGUUGGAGAGUAGUAAGAAUGCUUUGACCAAGGAGAGUGAAUAUGGUAUGAAGGGAAUCCGUGCUCCCCUGGUAGAAGCUUCUGUGAAGGCAGAGGAAGUAUGGGGUCCAGCCUUGGGGGGUCGUGAAAGAGAACAGGUACUGAAAUCUGUGGUCGACACGAUGGAAAGACAUCGGGACGUCUAUGAAAUUGGCGGCCAACUUUCCAAAGCGAUCAAGCAAAGGGACUACGAAUCGGUUUUUGAGCUGUACACGAAUGCAAGGACACUAGCCAACAAUGCUAGGAAUAUUGCAGGCAUGGCGAGCAGCGAUGGCCGGUCGUUGACCGACGAGGAAACGCAUACGAUUCUGGCCAUGGGUCGAAUGUGGAUGGACGUGGAUCAGCAAAUCCAAGCCUUUACGCGUGAUCUCUGGAGGCGUCUGGGUGAUGCACCUACAACAUCCACGACGGCCACAGCAUCUGGCCCGGUCGAGGAACACAUGGAAUUGAUUGGGGCCUUGCUGGAACUGGGCGUUGAAGACAAUCCGAUCUGGAUAUGGCUCAUAAACCGCUAUGACUUCCUCAAGACCAAGAUUACAUCGUUCUGUGAACGUUGCAAAGUCGAACUCGAGAUCCUCCGGCGCAGACUGGCCAGUGGUGAGAUCCCGUCCCCACAACAAGUGGCAUCGUACCUUCGACUAGCCCCUCGCGAGAGCUCACUAGAUGCGCAAGCAAUGCUAGACACGGAUCAAGUCACUGAGCUCUGGGAAUGCAUCCAUACUUACCUGAACAGAUUAUUGUCUCCCCAUGGAGGAGUUCUGGGCGAAGUGUUGGAUUUCUGGGAAGCUGCACAAUCGUUUAUUGAUGGCAGCAAGCAAAGGAUGCUGCCUGUUGGAUUCGAAGGAGAGAGCCGUAGACACCAUCGACUCUCUUCGGAGGAGAUGUUGACUUUAGAAAAUGGUGUGGUUGAGUUGAUCAAUCUUAUCCGCGAGAGCGUGUUGGCACUAUUUUCGUCUCCCCCAACGGACGAUCUCUCGAUUCUCGCAACUCCAAUAUCACCACCCAGCCCAAGCACCCCAAGCUUUGGGGUUACACCCACCGAAUCUCGCUUCAAACUCGACCCCAAAAAUAUGCCUUUUCCGAUCCCCAAACGGGGGGAGCAUUGGGAAGACUUCGCCUUCUGGCCGCCUUUCUCAAACUCACUCAGUGGCAUACACUAUCUCGACAAAUUUUUGGCCAUAAUCGGUAUGGCAGCUGGCGAAAUGGCUGCAUUGGGUCCCGUGGCCCACAGCGGUAACACCCCCGAUCUUCUCAGGUCGCUUGUGAGUACUGCUCGUGAGCGAUCGGUCCGCGUCGUAUGUGCCGCCUGGGGUAAGGAUGCGGAGACUUGCAAGAUGCUGGAGGAUUGGACAAGAGAUCCUGAGAAGCGAGACUUGACCAAGAUGCCGGGGCUGUUCGUUGCAUAUGAAAGUGCGAUCCUUGGCGGGAUGCAGAAGAUCUUAUAUAUUCCAGAGGCCAUGGCCAAGCCUCUUCAGGUGGAAGUUGUCACGCAACCUCCGGCCAAACUUCUCCAGAUGGUGCGCAUGCAGUUUGUGUCGAGCGUGUACAAGGCACUCAGCGGACUGGUGGAAAAUGCGGAGCAUCCUGCGGCGCCAGAAGAGGAUAACGAGUGGGUUCUUGUUGGACAUGCGACAUCGGUCAGCGGACCAGAUAGUGCAUCGUCUGUGCUCGCAGCAGAUGCUGUGGAUGCUGAUAACAGGAACGUGCGCAUACUCCUCACACUCUCCAAUAUCAAGGAACUCCAGGCCGUUCUAGUACCACAGCUCAUCUCUAACUUCGAAACAUCCUUCUCUGUCAAGUUGACCGACGAAGCCAAGACCAUACGAGAUGCACUCCACCAGAUUGAUGACCGCCUCUUCCAAUCUUACACCAACCCAACCGUCGAGACACUAAAAUCCACAAUCUUCAACGGCAUUACUGCCCCAGAUUGGGAACCAUCGACCAACCGGCCCCAACAAGUCCGGCCCUACGUAUACAACACAAUGCUAACUUUGGUCCUUGUCCACACCGAGAUCUCAACCACCAUUCCGUCCACCUCCCUCUCAGCCUCGAGUCGAUCAUCCUCUGGCAUCCCGUCUCCGCUAAUGAAAACGAUUCUCACCUACCUCCUAUCCAAGGUAUCUUCGUCUCUGUUAUCCUCAUUUAGUGCACGGCCGGAGUACACGCUUGCGGCACUAAUGCAAGCGACCCUGGACACAGAGUUCAUUGCGCAGACCCUUUCGCAGUACUCGACGGACGAGUCAUCUAUGGCGCAAAGCCAGAUCUAUGUUGAAUUGGACCAGCGGACUACGCAUGAAGCGCGCGCCAAGCUUCAGGCGGAGCUUGGGGAAAUGAGAGGAGUUUUGAGGAAUUUACGUGAUAGGACGAAGGGAGAGUUUGCCUGCUUCCGGAAACCCAAGACUGGGACAGGACUGAAGUCACCUCAGUAA